ACCAGGGAAUUUUUUUCUGACUCAAUCUUGUCAAGUUCUUCUGCUGUAGGUGGCCUUAAAUGUAUUCAUUUCAGAUUGGUCCAAAGGUGAAUUUCGCGCCUGAUUAUUUUGACUUCGGUGUUUGGUAUUGCAAUGAACUAAAGUCGCUUCUUGAAGUCAGAAAUCAUGCCGCCUCAAAAACCUUUGACUCAUUUUUUUAAACCUCUUCAAAGUGGAGGUGUGAAGCGUACAUUCUCAGAACUUGUGUCUGGCAAUGAGACAGCUGAAGCCAAGAAUGUUCAAAUUGAAAACAAACCUGUUGGAGAAAAAUCUGUUGAGAAGACUGAAGUAGUCACUCCUGAAAAAAAAGAAAGAAUGGGCACUAACCACUUGUUGGCGAAAAUAAAAUUGCAAGUGAAGAAUACUUGUGCCUUACACCAUAGUAUUGGUCAUUCAUGGUUUCAAGCAAUUGAGCCAGAGUUUAAGAAACCCUACUUUGGUGAACUUAGUAAAUUUCUGGGUUCUGAAAGAUUAAAGUCCACCAUUUUCCCUCCAGAACAUCUUGUGUGGUCUUGGACCCAUUUCUGUGAUAUUCAAAAUAUCAAAGUUGUUAUUAUUGGUCAAGAUCCAUAUCACGGUCCUGGUCAAGCUCAUGGUUUGUGUUUCAGUGUUUUGAAAGGAGUUCCUCCUCCCCCAAGUUUGGUAAACAUCUUUAAAGAGCUGGCUUCAGAUAUUGAUGGUUUUAAUAUUCCUAAACAUGGUAAUCUCACUGGAUGGGCAAAACAAGGUGUGCUCCUUCUUAACGCUGGCUUAACGGUCCGAUCGGGCGCAGCAAAUUCGCACAAAGACAAAGGCUGGGAAACUCUGACGGAUGCCGUGAUCCAGUGGAUUAGCAGUAACUGCCAAGGUGUUAUCUUCCUUCUUUGGGGUGCAUAUGCCCAGAAGAAAGCUUUAGUAGUAGACAAGAAAAAACACCACUUGCUGAAUGCCCCUCAUCCCUCUCCACUAUCUGCUCAUCGCGGAUUCUUAGGAUGUAAACAUUUUUCAAAAUGUAAUGAACUUUUGCUCAAACAAAACAAAACACCAGUUGACUGGUCUAAACUCCCCAUUGAGUGAACAGUCAAACCUCAGGUUAUAACAGUUUUUACAUUCACUCUUGCCUCAAAUGUUUUUCAACCAUGAUAUUCAUGUUUCAAAACGCGAUUCACAAUGCAUCUUAAACCAAGA
Daphnia pulicaria is the source of this 1206-nucleotide messenger RNA. RefSeq names its product uracil-DNA glycosylase-like. NCBI's taxonomy places the organism in Eukaryota, Metazoa, Arthropoda, Branchiopoda, Diplostraca, Daphniidae. The transcript is spliced from 7 exons. Gene Ontology annotation, molecular function: uracil DNA N-glycosylase activity. The record is from RefSeq and is a predicted model, not a curated record. Gene Ontology annotation, cellular component: mitochondrion; nucleus. Gene Ontology annotation, biological process: base-excision repair, AP site formation via deaminated base removal; base-excision repair. The coding region runs from base 166 to 1095 and encodes 309 amino acids.